Dermacentor silvarum is the source of this 693-nucleotide messenger RNA. RefSeq names its product endoplasmic reticulum transmembrane helix translocase. NCBI's taxonomy places the organism in Eukaryota, Metazoa, Arthropoda, Arachnida, Ixodida, Ixodidae. Gene Ontology annotation, molecular function: P-type ion transporter activity. The record is from RefSeq and is a predicted model, not a curated record. Gene Ontology annotation, cellular component: endoplasmic reticulum membrane. Gene Ontology annotation, biological process: intracellular calcium ion homeostasis. The transcript is spliced from 4 exons. The coding region runs from base 1 to 678 and encodes 225 amino acids.
AUGCCCCUGCGCCACUACCAGGAGUGCAAGGGCUACGUGGAUGACGCCGACCUGGCAGCGGCCGAACGCCAAUACGGCAAGAACGAGUGCGGCCUUUGCAAGCAUUACUCCUCUCGUGCCAUUUGCAGUGCAUGUGAUGCCUUGAAUGACUCAUCCGAACACAAGCUGUGCUGUCUUGAGCUGGAGGUGCCUGAGUUUGGUGCGCUGUUCAAGGGGCACGUGCACGCGCCCUUCUUUGUGUUCCAAGUGUUCUGCGUGGCACUGUGGUGCCUGGAUGAGUUCUGGUACUACAGUGUGUUCACCCUGUUCAUGCUGGUUGCAUUUGAGUGCACCCUGGUGCAGCAGCAACUGCGCAAUCUUUCCCUAAUCCGCAAGAUGGGCAACAAGCCGUAUAUGAUCCAGGUCUACAGAAACAGGAAGUGGAGACCUAUUCUAAGCUGCGAUCUCAUUCCCGGUGACAUUGUGUCUAUAGGUCGAUCCCAAAAUGAGAACCUUGUUCCAUGCGACAUGCUGCUUCUGCGUGGGCCAUGCAUUGUGGAUGAGUCCAUGCUCACUGGAGAGUCAGUGCCACAGAUGAAGGUGAGUGUGUUACAACAUGUGAUGAAAACGUGCAGUAAAGUUUACUUUGGUAAAUAUAACUCCGUACAUAUCAUUGCAUGCAAGGUUCAUAGUGGUUGAAUGAUAUACUGCCAU